This is a messenger RNA of Vidua chalybeata, 1373 nucleotides long. RefSeq names its product HORMA domain containing 2 (gene HORMAD2). The record is from RefSeq and is a predicted model, not a curated record. Lineage: Eukaryota; Metazoa; Chordata; Aves; Passeriformes; Viduidae. The transcript is spliced from 13 exons. Bases 100 to 1155 code for a protein of 351 amino acids.
GUGGCUGCAGAGUGGGGCAGUGUUGGAGUUCCAGGGCAACUUCUGUCCUUCCAGCCCAGGGUUUAGUUACAAGUGGAAGGCAGAUCUUUGAAACACAGGAUGGCUGCUCAGCAGCUACUCAAGCAGAAGAAAAAGCCCUCUAAGGAAGCAGUACUGUUCCCUGAGAGCAUCACCACAGAGCAGCAGUCCCUGGUGCUGGUGAAAAGGCUCCUGGCCAUCUCCGUGUCCUGCAUAACCUACAUGAGGGGGCUGUUCCCAGAGAGUUCCUAUGGCACACGCUAUCUGGAUGAUCUCUGUCUAAAAAUUCUCCGAGAAGAUAAAAGCUGUCUGGGAUCAUUGCAGAUAGUCAAGUGGAUUCAAGGUUGUUUUGAUGCUUUGGAGAAGCAGUAUCUACACGUGGCUGUCCUUGCAAUUUACACCAAUCCCGAGACAGUCACUGAAAUGUAUCAAUUCAAAUUCAAGUACAAAAACAAGGUGCCCCAGAUGGACAUCAGCAGCAACCACAGGGAGUUUGUGGCUGGGCUGUGCAGCAAGGAUGUCAAGCAGGCCAGCAGACUUCUGCUCAGGACCCUGUACCUGCUCAUGCAGGACCUGGGGCCACUGCCCAGUGACAUCACCCUGAGCAUGAAACUCCUCUACUACAACCAUGUCACUCCCAAGGAUUACCAGCCCCCUGGUUUCAAGGAAGAUGGCAGCCCUGGUGACCUCUUGUUUGCUGGGGAUCCCAUCAACCUGAAAGUGGGCUCAGUCUCCACUGAUUUCCACCUCAUGAAAGUCAGAGUGACAACUGAGAAGAAGAGGGUGAAGAAGGCUGACAGCAACCUGAUCCAGAAGAAUGGCCCUACUGAGAUCUCCCACCAAGGGCUGGACUGCGAGGAAGAUGAGGAGGAGGAGGAGUGCACAAAGAAUCACCCUUGCCCUGUCAGAGCCGAUUCAAAUGAGCAUGAAGGGGAUAAAAGUGACACCCAUCCAGGUAGCAAGAAGAAGAGAGGAAUAAAGGAGACAGACAGGAUGCCUUGCUCAAGGCCAUGUCAGGAGAUAAACCUCCUGAGCCUUGCCUUCAGCCAGGAAGAGGUAAUAGGACCCGAGAAGAAAAGGAAGGUCAGUGAACCAGAGAAGCUGCCUCUGAACGGCAGGAAAAUAUGUUCGUUCUGACACACAAUACAUUUGGAAGGUGUGAGUUUGCAUUGUCAUCUGACUGGUACAGACCAAUGUUUAACUCUUCCCCAUCCCACGUGUAUUUCUGCAUGUUUGUUUGUCUUAUGAAAACUCUGGAUUGCCAAGAGACAGCAAGCACCAGAGCUGCCAUGGCAUUGCCAACCAGCUGCACUUGUUUGAUGUUCUUAAGCUGAGAAUUUAUCAUCCUACAUGAA